Molecule: messenger RNA, 756 nt
Organism: Setaria italica (foxtail millet)
Lineage: Eukaryota; Viridiplantae; Streptophyta; Magnoliopsida; Poales; Poaceae
Product: glycine-rich protein 1-like
Exons: 2
Coding region: 1-756 (251 amino acids)
Source: RefSeq, a predicted model, not a curated record
AUGGUCGUCGAGGGUGCGGGUUCGGCGGCGGGGGCAGGUGCUGGCGAGGAGGCAACCGGAUCCGGCGAGGUGUCGGCUGGUGGCAUGGCGGAGACCGAGCUUGGCGUAGGGGUAGCUGCUAACGAAGAGGAGGCCGAGCUUGGUGACAAAGGGGUUGUUGGCGAGCUAAAGCUCGAGCCUGGCGAAGAUGCACCUGUGAAGGCCGAGCGUGGUGAAGGGGGGGGCGCGUCGAUCCUGCUCCCUGGCAACCUCCGCGCGACGGGGAGGGCGCUGCAUAGACGACCUUGUGCUGAGGCGACGGCCAGUGGGGCAGAGCUUGGUGCGGUGACCGUAGCGGAGGCAGAGGUAGCACCUAACGGGGUCGCAGCAGGACACGGUGUGGUGACCCGGGGCCAAACAGACGAAGCAACGCCUGUUUGUUCUGGCCCGAAAAGCUUGCAGCGUUGGGGAAGGUUGGAGCCGGGGGCGUUCACUGUCGGAGUGUCGAUGGGGAGAAGUUCAAAGUUCAAAUUGACGAAAGGGGAUCUGUGGGGAAAAGCAGCUGCCAGGGUCUCUGUGCAGGGGCUGGAAGCUGGACGAGGGGCCAGCGGUGGGGACGGCCAGGAGGCCGCGGAGGCUCUGGUUGCUGGGAGGGAGCGGCGCUGGGGCUUGGUCGGCGGGACGGGAUGCGCCGCCGCCGGAGGCGCGCGGCGGGGGAGCGAGCUGCGGGGGCAUGUCGUGCGGAAGCUGAAGACUUCUGUCGAAACAAUCGUUUAA